Jatropha curcas is the source of this 2337-nucleotide messenger RNA. It is a transcript of the gene NRT1.5, whose product is annotated as nitrate transporter 1.5. Gene Ontology annotation, cellular component: membrane. Gene Ontology annotation, biological process: transmembrane transport. Gene Ontology annotation, molecular function: transmembrane transporter activity. The record is from RefSeq and is a predicted model, not a curated record. Lineage: Eukaryota; Viridiplantae; Streptophyta; Magnoliopsida; Malpighiales; Euphorbiaceae.
UCUUCAGUCCAAACUUCCUUCGCUUUGAGUCUCUCAUCACCACCACCACAGUAACCAAAAACCUUCCCUCUUUACUUCUCCUCCAACUUUCUGCAUUAUAAGUACACACUUCUCCUCUGACAUCAUCAUCAAUGGCUUGUUUGGAGAUGUGCAAUAAGGAGGGUAAGUUUAAAAAGGAUCGAGAAGAAUGUACUCUUGAUGGGACAACAGAUUUUCAUGGUCGUCCAGCUAUUAAACAGAAAUCUGGAAAGUGGGUUGCAGGAAUUAUCAUCCUCUUGAACCAAGGCCUAGCAACCCUUGCAUUCUUCGGCGUAGGCGUCAAUUUGGUGCUGUUCUUGACAAGAGUAUUGCAACAAAACAAUGCUGAUGCUGCUAACAGUGUUAGCAAAUGGACAGGAACUGUCUACAUCUUCUCCCUCGUCGGCGCUUUUCUCAGCGACUCCUACUGGGGAAGAUACAAGACCUGUGCCAUCUUUCAAGUCAUUUUUGUCAUUGGUCUGAUGUUACUAUCACUUUCAUCGUAUCUUUUCCUUAUAAGACCAAAAGGAUGUGGUGAUGGAAUGACUCCAUGUGGGUCUCAUUCAAGUAUGGAAAUCGGGUUCUUUUAUCUCUCUAUAUAUCUAAUUGCCCUCGGAAAUGGAGGGUAUCAACCUAAUAUCGCUACGUUUGGGGCUGAUCAAUUUGAUGAACAGGAUCCUAAGGAAGGGCAUUCAAAAGUUGCGUUUUUUAGCUACUUUUACUUGGCUUUGAAUUUGGGUUCUCUCUUCUCCAACACUGUAUUAGGGUAUUUCGAAGAUGGAGGGAUGUGGGCAUUAGGGUUUUGGGUGUCUACAGGUUCUGCCUUUGCUGCAUUGGUCUUGUUUCUUGGAGGAACUGCUUGGUACAGACACUUCAAGCCUAGUGGUAAUCCUCUAUCCAGAUUCUGUCAAGUUAUCAUCGCUGCGACGAAGAAAUGGAAGGUUGAGAUGCCACAAGAUUCAGAGGACUUGUAUGACUUGGAUGACAAAGAUGGCUCUGUUAAUUCUAGCAGAAAGAUACUUCACACUCAUGGAUUCAAGUUCUUGGAUAGAGCAGCUUUCAUCUCCUCAAGAGAUAUGGACGAUCAGAAUCAGGAUUGCCGCAACCCAUGGCGGCUCUGCCCAAUUACACAAGUAGAAGAAGUUAAAUGUAUAUUAAGAUUACUCCCAAUUUGGCUCUGCACCAUACUCUACUCCGUUGUCUUUACACAAAUGGCCUCUUUAUUUGUAGAACAAGGUGCAGCAAUGAAAACUACUAUCUCAAACUUCAGAAUCCCUGCUGCUAGCAUGUCUAGCUUUGACAUUCUCAGUGUUGCACUCUUCAUUUUCCUUUACCGGCGAGUUCUUGAUCCGCUUGUGGGCAGAAUUAGGAACUCCAAAUCAAAAGGACUAACUGAGCUUCAAAGGAUGGGUAUAGGGCUAGUAAUAGCAAUAAUGGCAAUGGUUUCAGCUGGGAUUGUGGAGUGCUAUAGACUAAAAUAUGCAAGAAAAGACUGCAGACAUUGUGAAGGUUCAAGCUCCUUAAGCGUAUUCUGGCAAGUUCCUCAAUAUGCACUUAUCGGAGCGUCUGAAGUUUUCAUGUAUGUUGGUCAACUGGAGUUUUUCAAUGCACAAGCACCAGAUGGAUUAAAAAGCUUCGGAAGUGCACUGUGCAUGACAUCGAUCUCGUUAGGGAACUAUGUAAGUAGUUUGUUGGUGACUAUGGUGAUGAAGAUUUCGACAGAGGGAAACAUGCAUGGAUGGAUCCCUGGAAAUCUGAACAAGGGUCAUCUAGAUAGGUUUUACUUCCUCUUAGCUGCUUUAACAAGUGUAGACUUGUUUGUGUAUAUUGCAUGUGCAAAGUGGUAUAAAUCUAUCAAGUUCCAAGGGAGAGAUGUGGCUAACAAUAAGGAAGAAGAUGACUUCGAAGUCUGAUUAUCAGAAAUUAACACCUACAGUACAAAGCUAAAUAAAUAAGAUGGAGGCAUAUGCAUUUCGCAGUGAGUUUUCUGUUCUAAAAAGAAUUGGGUCCUAUAGGAGUGCAAGAAACCUAUUGCUCAAAUCUCUCCUAUAAGACCUAAUUCUCCAGUUGAUUCUGCUUUUAGAGUUAGGACUGGGUAGAAAUGGGUUUUUCAAAUAGGUGGAUUGACUUUUGGUUUAAUGUCACCCAUACUAAUUUGCUGGGUUUUACAAGCGAUAGAAUUGACCGGUGCUUGUAAUCAAAUUUAUGUAAAAAAAGGAAAAACAUAGAGCAAGUUCUCUUUGUAGAAUGCGCACUAAGUUACUGUAUAUGAGAGCUGCUCUGUUGGAUUAUAAUAGAAAAUGCCUCCUUUCCUUCAAA